AUGUCGUCCUCAUUGGACUCCCCCACAAUCCCCAACGCAACACACACCAUAAACGUAGGCGUCCUAGGCGCAACAGGAACCGUAGGCCAGCGCUUCAUUACCCUCCUCUCUGCACACCCGUGGUUUAAAAUCCAUGUGUUAGGCGCGAGCCCUAGAUCGGCGGGGAAGAGGUAUGGGGAGGUUGUCAAGUGGAAGCAGGUUUUGCCUAUCCCUGUUGGGGUUGGGGAGAUGGUUGUUAGGGAGUGUAAGGUUGAUGAGGGGUGGAGAGAUUGUCAGAUUGUGUUUUCGGGGUUGGAUGCGGAUGUUGCUGGGCCUAUUGAGGAAUCAUUCCGCGCCUCCGACCUCGCCGUCUUCUCCAACUCAAAGAAUUACCGUCGAAACCCCCACGUCCCCCUAAUCGUCCCCCUCGUCAAUCCCUCCCACCUCUCCAUAAUCCCACAACAACGCCUCCUUCACACCCCGCCCCUGCAAAAAGGGUUCAUAGUAACAAACGCAAAUUGUUCAACGACGGGAUACGUCAUACCCCUCUGCGCACUCGAAAAAGCGUUUGGACCCAUCGAGAGCGUCCUCGUCACGACGAUGCAAGCUAUUUCGGGGGCGGGGUAUCCGGGUGUAUCGGCCCUUGAUAUUAUGGACAACGUUAUCCCGUAUAUCUCAGGCGAAGAAGAGAAGAUUGAGUGGGAGACUUUGAAGAUCCUUGGAGGAAUUGCGGAAUCGGACGCGGGUGUGAAGACGUUUGAUAUGCACGCGAAACACCCCCUGCGUGUGUCUGCAUCGUGUAAUCGCGUUCCGGUGAUAGACGGACACACCGAGUGCGUUUCGGUGAGGUUUAAGAGGAGGCCUCCGCCGAGUCCUCAGCAGGUCCGCGAGGCGUUUAGCGCGUUCACGCCUGAUUGUCAGGCGCUUGGCGCCCCUAGUGCGCCUAGACGUGCGAUUGUAGUUCAUGAAGAGGCGGAUCGGCCGCAGCCGAGGUUGGAUAGGUAUUUUCAGGAUGGGGCUGGGGUUAGUGUUGGGAGGGUUAGGCAGUGUCAGGUGUUGGAUGUGAAGUUUGUGGUGCUUGCGAAUAAUGUGAGUAUUGGGGCUGCGACGAGUAGUAUUAUCAAUGCGGAGAUUGCGGUUCUUAAGGGGAUUGUUGGGUAGACCCGUAGAAUUAGAUGUGAAAUAAAUAAAUGAAUUGUGAUCAUG
Messenger RNA from Laccaria bicolor S238N-H82, 1185 nucleotides. RefSeq lists its product as uncharacterized. Bases 1 to 1140 code for a protein of 379 amino acids. Lineage: Eukaryota; Fungi; Basidiomycota; Agaricomycetes; Agaricales; Hydnangiaceae. Gene Ontology annotation, biological process: L-threonine biosynthetic process. Gene Ontology annotation, molecular function: protein dimerization activity; NAD binding; NADP binding. The transcript has 2 exons. The record is from RefSeq and is a predicted model, not a curated record.